UGUUUCAUGUGUGGUGGCUGUGGUCAUGGCCACUGGGAAUGUUCAAAUAAGUAUGCCAUACCAUAUGAAGAGUGGGCCAUGAUUCAUGAGGAGGAAAAGAAAAGCUCAUGUGACCAAUUUGUCAAUGAGGAAGACGUCUUUGAUAUUCCUGUCAAAGAUGAAGAUGACGUCUUCGUAGAAGAACCGGCUUCUAAUGCUCAGGAAGAAUCACACUAUAAUGAUUCUUUCCUUAUUCAUGAUGACUUCGUUGAUGAGUGUGAUGCUAUUUUAACCAAAUUUCCUAAUGAAAUAUCUCUAAAGUUGGCUACUUUUGAGUGCGUGUUAGGAGUCUAAUUUUAUACAUUAGUAGUGAUUAUUAAUGUGUAAAAGAAGAUAAAAGCCCCAAGUUAAGAUAAGAGUGUGUCAUAUCUCUUAACACCAACUUGGUUUAUCCCUU
Molecule: messenger RNA, 436 nt
Organism: Cuscuta campestris
Lineage: Eukaryota; Viridiplantae; Streptophyta; Magnoliopsida; Solanales; Convolvulaceae
Source: the annotation of a GenBank genome assembly